This is a messenger RNA of Myripristis murdjan (pinecone soldierfish), 3203 nucleotides long. It is a transcript of the gene zbtb49, whose product is annotated as zinc finger and BTB domain containing 49. Gene Ontology annotation, molecular function: RNA polymerase II cis-regulatory region sequence-specific DNA binding; DNA-binding transcription factor activity, RNA polymerase II-specific; protein binding. Gene Ontology annotation, biological process: regulation of transcription by RNA polymerase II. The transcript is spliced from 8 exons. NCBI's taxonomy places the organism in Eukaryota, Metazoa, Chordata, Actinopteri, Holocentriformes, Holocentridae. Bases 268 to 2661 code for a protein of 797 amino acids. The record is from RefSeq and is a predicted model, not a curated record.
ACCAGGGUCGUCACGGCCGUUUCUCGCUGCGGUUUAGAUAUUUAAUUUGUAAUCGAGUGUUUGAGCAGACCUAGCGUGUUGUUCCGCCCGAUUACGAUUUUUUCAUGACUGCUGCUGUGUCUCAAAAUCUUGUACUUUAUGUCAUCUGCUUCAUGUGUAGGCUGCGAGCUGUACCAGGAAGUGAGGUAUUGCACUGACAAGUGACCAAUCAUCCAAAUAAAAGCUGGUUUGAUGGCCGGAGUUGCGCGGUCCCGCAGCUGAGCCACCAUGGACGCGCUGUCCAGCCACAGCUCGUACCUCCUGCAGCAGCUGCAGGAGCAGAGGAUCCAGGGGCUGCUGUGUGACUGCAUGCUGGUGGUCAAAGGGGUCUGCUUCAAAGCCCACAAAAAUGUCCUGGCUGCUUUCAGCUCUUAUUUCAGGUCUUUGUUCCAAAAUUCGCCGAGUCAGAAGAAUGAUGUGUUCAACUUGGUUAUCCAGGAUGUCGGUGGCAUUGGGCAAAUAUUGGACUAUAUGUACACCUCCCAUCUUGACAUCAACCAAGAUAAUGUACAAGCACUUCUGGACAUUGCCCAGUGUUUGCAGGUUCCCAAUGUCCAGAGCAUGUGCAAUGCUUUUCUCAAGCCCUGUCCUCCACCGGUGGAGACCCCAUCUUUCUCUCUGCCAGGUGUCCUGACCUCAGAACAUGACUGCCUCCUGGGAAAUAGUCUUCCUCAUGACAUGGAGCUCCACUGUCCUCCCUCUGAAGCCCAGAGGCCUGGCUUCAGCAGUGACCUGGACCACACCAAAAGGUUGCCUGUUUCUGCGCCUCAUAGCAGCUCAAACUGCGAGACAGCUGGUGGCACCCAGACACCCGUUGAGAGGCAGCUCAUCCAUGGCUACAAGCUCCGCAACUUCUACAACAAGCAGUACUUCAAACAAAGUGCAGUACAGACGAACAGUGCUGCCGCAAGUCAAGGUCCAAGUCCUUUGGUGUUGGUGGAAGAGCAGCACUGUCAACUCAGGGUCAGUCAGGGUGGUAACAACACCCCUGUGUGCUCAGGAAACACAGUUCAGCCUAACCCGCCCUGCACCUCUACACCGGCUGAAAAGAACCCAGGCCCUUCAUUAUCACCUGUGGAAACUUUAACCACCCCCAGCUCUGACUCAGCAGACUCCAUGCUCAACAAGCCAGUGCGCCCAAAGAAGGCUGUCUACCUGAAGAAGUACAACUACCUGCGGUCUCAGAAGGCUCUGGAAGAGAUGUGUGCCGAAUCAGCCAGUGAACCCGUCCUCAGCUUUCCCAAAGAGAGUCACCAGGAAGAGUCUUCGGUCCAGACUGAAGCUCCAGAGGCUCCUGCUGACUGCCUUGCAGAGGGCAGACAGGAGGCUCCUGAGACGGCAACAGAUACCCAACUUCCCAGUUCCCCACCUGCGAACCAAGAGGAGCAGGAUCCAAAAACGGCAUCAGAGCAGCCACAGCCGACAGGACACAAGCAGUACUGCUGCGAGGUGUGUGGAAAGAUCUUCAAACACCCGAGCAACCUGGAGCUUCACAAACGCUCACACACUGGUGAGAAGCCCUUUCAGUGUAACGUCUGUGGGAAAAACUUUUCGCAGGCUGGGAAUUUACAGACACAUUUACGACGACAUUCUGGAGAGAAACCAUACAUCUGUGAGCUGUGUGGAAAAAGCUUUGCUGCAGCAGGAGAUGUUCAGCGUCACAUUGUGGUUCACACAGGAGAGAGGCCACACCUCUGUGAUAUAUGUGGUCGAGGGUUUAGCAACUUCAGCAAUCUCAAGGAGCAUAAGAAGACCCACACCACAGACAGGAUGUUCACCUGUGACCAGUGUGGAAAAUCCUUCAACAUGGAGAGAAAGCUACUGAAGCACAAGGUCCGCCAUGCUGGGGAAAAACCACAUCGCUGCGACACAUGUGGGAAGUGCUUCAUUGGCUCAGGAGACCUGCGGCGCCAUGUGCGUUCACACACUGGUGAGAGACCCUACCUCUGUAACACCUGUGGUAAGAGUUUCACCCGUUCUGCCCUGCUGAGGAGACACAGCAACAUGCACUGCAAGGGUCCUCCAGACGAAAGCCCUGUUACAGACACCUCUGAGCAGCUUAGAAGCUCAGACGGGACAGCCUCAUUCCCUAAACCUGUCAGCCACAGCAAGCCUCCAGCAGCGUCCAGUGAGCAGCCCUUCCCCAGUAUGAUGUCCCACACAGGGAUCGAGAAGCCCUCACCUCCUCCUCUGCCACCACCUCCACAACCACCACACGUGGAUACUCCACCUCCCAGCAUGCACCUCAGCCCAGCAUCUCCUCCCACGUCCCUCCCUGAACUGCGCUCCCUGGUGCCUCAUCACCUUCUCUCCUCUAGCCACCAGGAGAGGAGCCUAGCCCCACCCGCCCCAGACCACAUGAAGCUUGGCAAAUCAAACCUACCUCAGGAGGCUGUUUAUGGCCCGUAUGUGGAGAAUGGGGCAGUGGCAGUGGAGAUGGGGGGAGGUCUGGUGGGGCGGCCCUACCUGCCCCCAGCAGAAAACCACUGUGGUUCCCUUUCAACAUCCAACAGACCCAACAGUGGCUCCUACAGGUCCAGUGAAGGCCAGUUCAUCUCCAGUGUAACUUUAUGGGGCCUGGCGAUGAAAACCCUGCAGAAUGACAAUGAUAUGGAGCAGUGAGGGGUCAGUUCCAGUUGAAAUGAGCACAGCACUCAGUUGUUCAGGGGACUUGCACUUUUUCACUGAUGUUUACUCAGUCAGUGUGUUUGUUGCAGUGAUAAGAUAGGCCGGCUGCCUUGUGCUUUGUAGGUUGAAAUUCACUGGUACCAGUUAAUGGUAGCUCUCAGAAUAAGACAAAACGCAUAAAAAAAGUGUUUGAAUCAUGCAUUACUGUGAUGGCGUCAUUUAUUGUGUCCAGAGCUGUCAAAAGAAGUGCUUCCCAGUUUAUUUUUUAACUAAAUAAAUUGAAGGUUUCAACUGUAUCUGCUCUUUUUAAACACAGCCCACAGUCCCAGGAUGGAAGUCAGCUAUGGAUUAUCUAGCAGAAUGUUUUCCAAUUUACAGCUAAUAAAAGAGAAAAUUGCACUCAGGUAUUUUCAGUUUGUACACUUUGCACUGUGCUUUAUAAUAUAAACAAUGCAGACCUAUUUUGACCUAUCAGUUUCAAAUAUUUAUGUACUAUAUUCAUAUAAGACAAUAAAAUACACCGUUUUGUAUGACAU